Molecule: messenger RNA, 766 nt
Organism: Rubroshorea leprosula
Lineage: Eukaryota; Viridiplantae; Streptophyta; Magnoliopsida; Malvales; Dipterocarpaceae
Source: the annotation of a GenBank genome assembly
GCUUUUGCCUUUUUGGUUAGAUCAUUGGCACCCUUCAGGUCCCUUAAUAGAUGUAUAUGGUGAUAGUGUCAUGAAGAGUUCAGGACUGCCAUACAAUGCAAAGGAAGUACAUGACAUUGGCUACGGGAAAGACAGGACAAAGUCCCAUGGCAUAGACUGGUUUGGUUCUCGCAAUCAAUCCCUAAACACAGCUUCAUUAGUUGGUUGGCAAUACAUGAUAGAUUGACUACAAGAGCUAGGCAAAAGAAAUGGACAGCCAACAUAAAUGAUACAUGUCUAUUUUGCAAUUCUGAGGCAGAAACAAGUGCACACCUCUUUUUUAAGUGCAGUUACACAAAGCAAGUUUGGCACAAAUUAUGUGAAAUGGUAGGAAUUCCUUUCACUGAUGCAUGGCAAAAAUUAUUAGCAUGGAUGGGGAAGAAAGUUAGAAGGAAGUCAUUAUACACUAUUCUCAUUAAGUUGUCAUGGACUGCAGCAGUUUCCCAUAUUUGGAGUGAAAGGAAUAGGCGAGUUCAUCAACAAAGCUUUCAAUCAAUGGAAAAAAUUGUUCAAGAUAUUCAGUUUGAUGUCAGGAAUAAAAUUUUAGGCUUUGCUAAGCCUAAAACUUCCCCUUUGUCCAUGGAUAUUGCAAAAAGAUGCAGGAUUAAAGCUGUUGUAAAGAGUUGAGUGCAACAGAGUUGUGCUGAGUAUUACUUGAUUGGUUGUAGCAGCAAAUUGCUGCUCAUGUAUAUUAUAGUUACUGGAUAAAUAAAAAUUUUACAUUUUA